This is a messenger RNA of Cucurbitaria berberidis CBS 394.84, 1311 nucleotides long. RefSeq lists its product as uncharacterized. NCBI's taxonomy places the organism in Eukaryota, Fungi, Ascomycota, Dothideomycetes, Pleosporales, Cucurbitariaceae. The annotation marks the transcript as partial. The transcript has 2 exons. The record is from RefSeq and is a predicted model, not a curated record.
AUGGCAAAGGCAGAAUUGCUCAUCAAAAGCAAAUUAUCGCCUGCGGUCAUCAACGAUGAGCUUGGCCGCUUCAGACUAUGGUGCGGCAACCUGGGAGCUCAUCGCAGAGGCAAAGGCUCCCUCGACUACAAGCUCCGUGAGGCAUCUCAUAUACGUGACCGCGUGAUCGAACUUCUGCAGAAUUUGAAGUCGGUCUUACAGGAGGCGAUCGACAUCAUCAAAGGCGAAAGGGUUCCUUGGGAAGACUUAUCAGACUCGGAGUCUGAUGUAUCUGAUAGCGAGAUUCUGCAAAACAAAGAAUCAACGACCACAGAACUUGAGCAACUGGCCUCUAAUAUGGCUGAGAUCAAUACAUGUCUCAUGCGAUUAUCUAUGGCAAUCCGAAACCCAGCGCCUCACGACCAGUUCAAAGAGUCCACUCACAUCAAUGUGACCCAUUUCGAGGCUUUCGACAUAGACCAUGUGAGAGGGAAGUUUCCCAUGGCCAAGGAGUAUCUCGUGGUCCGUCUGGGCAAAGCAAUUUCGCGUAGACGACAAUACCUACGGUACCGCGAGGAACAUCGGAAGAAGCUUGAGCACGGUUUGGGGUCACAACCGCAGGCACAAGUACAAGAGCUCACAAUACCGCACUCCACAUCUCACACUGUGACAUCUCCCUCUGAGAAGAUCGAAAGUACCAUAGCAUCUUCCUUGCCGUUGGCGAUCAAGGCCAGUGCUUCUGCGAUGGAGCUUGAUGAGAAUGAUCAGUACGAAGAUGUACUAUCACAGACAUCUUACGCAUCAUCCACAAAUGAUACCGCCAGGUUGCGCCCACCACCGCUACCAGAACAGGGUCAGGAUGGUGACCCCUUUGAAUGUCCGCUUUGCUUCCGCUUCACUUCUGUCCGACAGUUGGCCGCUUGGCACAAACAUGUUUACCGAGAUUUACAACCCUACCUAUGCACAAGCGAAGGAUGCGAAAUCCCUGAUCGCACCUAUGAGUCGAGACAUGACUGGUUCCAUCACGAGUUGCAAGUGCAUCGCAAGUGGUGGGAAUGUGUCGAUGGGUGCAACCAGAGUUUUCGGUCAUCAGGCAGCCUUCGAGAACAUCUUUGGCAAGAGCACGCCGAUAUUGCCAAUGAGGAAAGAGUUGACGACCUCAUGCGGAACUGCGAAAGACACGAUGGUAUGGCCACGGAGGCGGAAUGCCCCUUGUGUCAGCACCAGCUGGCCUCGCUUACACAGUUGCGGCGUCACCUAGGCAAACAUCACGAGGAGCUAUCUUUAUUUGCUUUGCCCGCAUACAUGAAAAAUGACCUUGACGAUAGCGAC